AUGCCUAAGGGAAGUCAGUUCAUAACGCAUCCGUCUGGUGAGACAACACAUUUUCUCGCGGACGACUUCACCGACCCGUGGCUAGAGUCUCGCGAGACGAUCCUCCUCCAAGGCGGGUUCGCUCGCCACGCAGCAUUCUUCUACCAUUGGGUGCCAGCUCUCUCCCGACACUACAAUGUAAUUCGGCGAGAUCUUCGGGGCCAUGGAUACUCAAGUGCGCCUCCAAUCUCUGAAAGACCGGACGUUUACACUCUCGACGCCAUUCUAGCCGACAUCAUUGACACGCUGGACCAGCUCAAGAUCGAGAAGGUGCACUUCUUCGGCGAGAGCACGAGCGGUAUGCUGGGAGAAAUCCUUGCCGCGAAGCACCCUGAGAGGCUGAAAAGCCUGACGGUUUGCUCCUCUCCUGCAUAUCUCCCCGAAGCCACGCAGACGUUCUUGGCCUUCGGGGAAGCGAGCUUCCCAGAGGCAUGUCGGACGUUAGGUUCGCGUGGAUGGGCAGAAAGGCUGAAGGCUCAGCCGGGGACCAUGACACACCCAGACCCGGCAUUUCAUCGUUGGUGGCUGGACCAGAUCUCGGUUAGUUCUGGCGAGGGGCUCGCCAGCUAUGCGGAGUUCCUGGGCACGCUUGAUGCAAGGCCCUAUCUCUCGCAGAUCCGAGUACCCACGCUCAUCCUUGCUCCGGCGAACAGCGCUGCCACCAAGGUGGAGGAACAGAAAGCGAUUCAGCAGCAGAUCGAGGGGAGUCAGUUGGUGGUGGUUGAUGGAGCCGGUCAUGAAAUAUACGUCGACAAGGCCGAGCAGUGCAUUGACGAGGUUCUUCGCUUCAUCCGGGAUGCAUAG
Molecule: messenger RNA, 843 nt
Organism: Cladophialophora yegresii CBS 114405
Lineage: Eukaryota; Fungi; Ascomycota; Eurotiomycetes; Chaetothyriales; Herpotrichiellaceae
Exons: 1
Coding region: 1-843 (280 amino acids)
Source: RefSeq, a predicted model, not a curated record